Strongylus vulgaris is the source of this 444-nucleotide messenger RNA. The record is from the annotation of a GenBank genome assembly. Lineage: Eukaryota; Metazoa; Nematoda; Chromadorea; Rhabditida; Strongylidae.
AUGGAAGUGUCGUUUUCAAUAGUCUCUAUAAAUGUUGGCAUCCUCGGCUUUAUGACGUUUUGGAAUGUUCGCCUGGAUUUUAUUAGUAUGGUCACAAUAGUGAUGUCUAUUGGAUUUUGUGUGGAUUUUGCAGCACAUUUGGCAUAUAAUUUUGCUAAGGGACAGAACCUUCCAGCUUCGGAACGUAUGCGGGACGCGCUGUAUGCCGUGGGCGCACCCAUUCUCCAAAGUGCCACCUCUACCAUUUUAGGUGUUUCCUUCUUAGCCUCAGCUGAGUCUUAUGUCUUCAGAAGCUUUCUGAAAACCAUCUUUCUAGUCAUUCUCUUGGGUAUGUACGCUUCUCCCAGAAAAAUUGAUAACACAAUUGAGAAUUUCAGGCGUUCUGCAUGGUCUCCUCGUCCUUCCGGUACUUCUAACAAUGUUUCAUUGCUCUGGCAAUGUUGA